GGCUGGGUGAAUCUUAAUUGUGUAAUGUUCAUUGACGAGUCAGGACAAUGCUACUGAGACCGCGGAGGAGCACCGAGCCGAACCGAGCAGAGCGAUGAAAUGCUCCCACCGAGGAGGACGCAGAUGGACAGCUUGGUUGAGCCGCUGGUCGCCCAGUACCUCGCCAUGGGAUGUCAGUCAAAGGAGAACCAAAACGAAAGCAUAACGGCAGACGAAAAGGGAACAGACGAUAUGAGGGUGACUUCAGGAUAUACCCCCAACAGGUCUAGAGUUUCUCCUCCUCGCCGUCCUCACAGGUUCCACAAACCCGUCUCAUCCCCGAUCACUGCAAAUAAAUCAAUAAUGUCUCUGGGACAUCUCACCAAAGCAAGCUGGGAAGAACUCAUCCAGGCUUGUCUGGAGUUGUUUGAUGCAGAUGGUUGCGUGAGAAAGACCAGCCACCUGCUGAACAUCACCCUGACCAUGCAUCGUCUCCUCAUGUCCUCCAGUGACCUGCUGGACAAACUCAUCAAUCUUUUUAAAACAGCUCUGGACAAUGAACAGCCAGCAGAAUGCCAGAGGAUAUGCUACCUCAUCAGACAUUGGAUUCAGGAAUUCUGGAUGAUGUUCCGCUUGCCCCACAGCUUGUCCGACAGCCUGGACGACUUCCGUGAUCUGCUCAGAGAACACGGACAGGAGCAUCUUUGCUCUCUCCUAGAGACCAAAUGGAUAAAUGAACGAGAACGGUCGUGGAAAGCCAGCCAGAAGAUUCAAGCUAACUAUAGUAAAAAGAGGAAAGUUUCUCUUCUUUUUGAUCACCUGGAACCCAGUGAGUUGGCUGAUCACCUCACUUUCCUGGAGUUUAAAUCCUUUUGUAGAAUAUCAUUUAUAGACUAUAUAAAUUACAUUCGAAGCUGCUGCAUGAAGGACAUCCCUGUGCUGGAGCGUUCCAUUGCCCUGUGCAAUGGGAUUUCCCAGUGGGUUCAGCUGAUGGUGCUGAGUCGGCCAACAACUCAGCUGAGAGCUGAGGUUUUCACCAAGUUUAUCCACGUUGCAAAGUGUCUACAUCUUAUGCACAACUACAACACACUAAUGGCAGUGGUGGGAGGGCUUUGUCACAGCUCGAUAUCAAGACUGAAAGACACCACAUCACAUGUACCCAAUGAGGUCACCAAGGUAUUAAACGAGAUGACGGACCUGCUGUCCUCCUGCAGAAACUAUGACAACUACAGACAAGCUUAUAACAAAGUGACGGGUUUUAAAAUCCCAAUCCUUGGUGUCCAUCUCAAAGACCUUAUUUCCGUCAACGAAGCCAUGUCAGACUAUGUGGAUGACAACAAGGUGAAUGUCCAGAAGCUCCAGGCACUCUACAACCACAUUAAUGAGCUCAUUCAGCUGCAGCAGAUUCCAUCCCAACUGGACGCAAAUAAGGACCUUGUUCAUCUGUUGACGUUGUCCUUGGACCUCUACUAUACUGAGGAUGAGAUUUAUGAGCUGUCUUACGCACGGGAACCAAAGAACUGUAAAGCACCGCCAGCAACCCCCUCCAAACCUCCAGUUUAUGUGGACUGGGCUUCGGGGGUGGCUCCUAAACCCGAUCCUAGAACCAUCAGCAAACAUGUGCAGAGGAUGGUAGAUUCUGUGUUUAAGAACUAUGAUCUAAACCAGAACGGAUUUAUUUCUCAUGACGACUUUGAGAAAAUUGCUGCAAGCUUUCCUUUCUCCUUCUGUGUCAUGGACAAAGAGAAGAAAGGUCUUGUAAGCAGAGAGGAGAUCACGGCUUAUUUCAUGCGAGCCAGUGUUAUCUGCUCCAAAUUGGGCCUGGGUUUUGUUCACAACUUUCAGGAAACCACUUACAUGAAACCCACUUUUUGUGACAACUGCUCAGGGUUUUUAUGGGGUGUCAUCAAACAAGGAUAUAGAUGCAGGGACUGUGGCAUGAACUGCCACAAGCUGUGCAAGGAUCAGGUGGCGUUUGAGUGCAAGAAGAACACCCGAUCGACCAACACCGUUGACAGUCCAACACCGAGCUCCACUCCGAUUGCAUCAAGCACCUCAGAGGGUUCAGAAGAGUGUCCGUUCCCUUACCCAUCAGAUGGGAGAAGGGACUGGAGCCCAGAAUCUCCAAUCACACCCAACUGGAGGCCUGCAAGAGUCCAUAGCUACACCCAGACAGAGGGACCUCAGUUAUCCUCGAUGGCGCCUGAAGCCAGCCGCCUUCAGUCCUCUCUCCUAAUCCCCGUCCCACCCAUCCUCCCCUCCUGCCCCAGCCCCGUGCCCUUGAGAAAACAACGAUACUGUGCCAAGUGGGAGAACAGAGCCUCUGUCUUGCAAAAACCCAAAGAGUCAGUGGAGGAGAGCAAAUGCACUUAUGAAUCUCUGGAAUAUGAAAACCUGAGACUCCAACAAGACAAUGAGGCACUACGUGAGAAACUCAGGGAGACAAAGUUGGAAGUGGAGAAAUUGAAGUCAUAUCUGAAGAAACAUGCUCUUCAUCCUGUGGUGGAGGAGGACUCCUCCUCUUAGAGAUGAACCUCUGCAGAGAGACUGGUGUCAAUGCCCUGUGGUGGAAGAUGUUAAUUUUAAUUUAUUGAUCAUGGACAGUGAACAUGUUUUACAAGAAAAGGUGCAUCUCAAUAAAUUGCAAUAUCAUUGAAAAGUUUAUUUAAAUCAUCUAAGUGGCAGGGGAACUGAUUAAUUAUACACAUAAUAUUUAUUAAUUUUGGGAAUUGUGGCGUAUGGGCAAUAAAACCCCCAAAAUUCAGUGUCUGUCAAUAGUAUUUUUUUUAUAAACAGGAAUGUUAUGGAAUGGCUUAAGCAGUCAUGUGUUUGACUGCCACCAUUUACCUAACAGACACUCAUUGAGACAUUUAAGGUAAUUCAAUGAAUGUAAUUUCUAGUGAGUCCACAAACAACAGGAAUUAAAGGAGGCAAAGGACUGCGACACAAAGCCCAUUUCAAAGCUUUGGAGAGUUUUGCGAGAUGUUGUGCCGCCAUACACAGACAUAUAUCACUUUGUAUUUUAUUAUUCUGUGCAAUAUAGCUUCACUUUUUGAACUAAUUAUGUAUUUCAUUUUGUUGAGAUGCACCUCUAUCCUGAGAGUCGAGUGACUUGGUAUAAUGUGAGAAAAGUGAAAUUAAGUUUUAGUGCUGAUUGUGUAUGAGUUUUCUAAGACUACAUUGCAGGAUGAAGUAACAGUUUGUGAAUGAUUUUCAGUGGCAUGCAUCAGAAUUAAGCUACAUUAUGAAAACAAGUUAAACAGUUAUGACCAGGCAUGGGCCAGUUUGAGAUUCUGAUAUGUUAAUGCUAAGUAAAAAUGUAAUCACUGUAUUUAGGGGAAAAAUAUUGAACUGAAUUGUGAAACAGGAUAGGAAAAAAUCUGAAUUUUUUCUACAUUUUAAAAACAAUACAACAGUCACUCUUACUAUUGCCAAAAUAUUUAAAUAUAUUGAUUAUAUUGAUUAUAGUGUUUGAGAAAGACGCGAAAGAUAUAUUAAAAAUUGCUCUCCAUUCUUUUAUCCUUAAACAUCUGAAAUAUGUCCAUCUAUUUAAAUUAGAUUUAAAUAGAUUUUAAAUGUUUAUCAUUGUUUGUUGUAGCUCUGGUUCAGGAGUUUCUGUGUUAUUAACUGUGAAAAAACUACAUGCCUAGAGGUUCCCUCUCUGUGUCAGCCUUCAAAGUCUGCUCCUGAACUGACUUGCUGCAGCUUGUUUAGAUAUUUCUGUUAAAUUAUCAGCGAGCACUUCUUUCGCAUGGGAAAAUGCAGAGUUUUGGCGUGAAAACAUGGAUUAUAUUUGUUCAAAACACAUGAAAGCCCUGGGGUUGCGUGGCUGAAUUGUUAAAUACUAAGUUAUUGACAAAGUUAGAUUUAACUACCUGUGUUUCUGUAAAACAAGUGUUUCUUAAACAAGUAAAUUAUUAAGUUAGCUUUCUUGUUAUUUUUCAUAAUUGUUUGGGAUAUUUUUUUAUUUUAACAGAAAUAUUUCCAAACUGCAGAAUUUUUCUUCCUGCUAAGCAAGGAAAGACUGGAGUAGCCUUCUUGCAGCCAACUGACCAGCAGUGCACGGCAACUGAGGGAAGGGAAGUGCAGAGUUACUUUAUGUUCCAAACAAGCUAGAGAAACUUCUGAUCAAAAAAGUGAUUUCGAACAGAAGGAAUGACUGGACAGAAAUAUCCAUCAGUUUCAAAGCUUAGUAGCAGUAACCGGCCCAUGCCUAGUUAGGACAGACAAACUCUUUUCUCAUAGGAGCGAGUAUUUCUCACAUCUGGUGAAAUGUUUUUUUGUUUUUUUUUGCCUCUGUCAAAACCCAUGAAAGACAGGCCAUGAUCCAAUCAGCAAGUGCAGUAUUUAAGAAAGUAUAGCAAAUGUGUUUGAUCAAUUCUUGAUCAGUUAGUGAAGUUAAAUAUUUAUGUUAAACAUAAUAAAGCAGAAAACGGUUGCUGCAUAAAGAAAAACGUGUGCAGCAGGAAGCAUAUGACAAAUAAGUUACUACCAGCGACGAUAAGAGGCCACCGUAUUUUAUCUCCAUUCUAAAAAAUGGACCACUUCGAUCUCCAGAACUGUUGUUGCUCUAUUACAUUUUUUUCCUUUUCAGUGCAUUGCUAAUAUUUAUUGUCUGAAACACUACAUAGUUCUUAUACUGCAUAAGAAUUUUUUUUUGUACACGAUAGUGGUACUUUUUCUGACUUAUUUAUGCCCCUACACAACUGCCUUUUUUUGUUGUGUAGCUGUAUCAUUUAUUACUAUGUGGUCUACUGUAGCAGUGUUGUACUGUGAAUGAUGGUCAAGAUCCAUGUUUUUGAAUUGUGCCUAAUGUACUGUAAAUACAAGGUAUACGCAUAUUAUGCCAUAUCAAUUGUCUAGUUUAAACCCCAACCUCCAUGUAUUGUUCUCUUAUUGUUCUAAUAAAUAAUGUGCACGCUGGAUUAUAA
Molecule: messenger RNA, 4910 nt
Organism: Xiphophorus maculatus (southern platyfish)
Lineage: Eukaryota; Metazoa; Chordata; Actinopteri; Cyprinodontiformes; Poeciliidae
Gene: rasgrp1
Product: RAS guanyl releasing protein 1
Exons: 17
Coding region: 100-2505 (801 amino acids)
Biological process (GO): positive regulation of GTPase activity; Ras protein signal transduction
Cellular component (GO): plasma membrane
Molecular function (GO): calcium ion binding; guanyl-nucleotide exchange factor activity
Source: RefSeq, a predicted model, not a curated record